AUUAUCUGUGGAAUGUUAAGUUAACCUCCUAUACUCCUAUCUGUCAAUUGUCAAGCGUUUAUAAACUCAUCGUGAAUCGCAUAUUUUGAAAUUAUUUAUCCAGUUUUGCUUGGAAAGUUAUGGCUUCAGAAAGAUAUAGCUUUUCGUUGACGACUUUUAGUCCGUCCGGAAAACUUGUUCAAAUUGAAUAUGCAUUAGCCGCAGUUGCUGCUGGAGCCCCAUCCGUAGGCAUUAAAGCAUCUAAUGGAGUUGUUAUAGCUACAGAAAAUAAGCAUAAGUCAAUUUUAUAUGAUGAACAUAGUGUUCAUAAAGUAGAAAUGAUCACAAAUCACAUUGGAAUGAUAUAUUCCGGUAUGGGUCCCGAUUAUAGACUGCUAGUUAAGCAAGCUCGUAAAAUGGCUCAACAAUAUUUCUUGGUUUAUCGUGAGCCUAUCCCUACAGUCCAAUUGGUGCAACGUGUUGCGGCUGUCAUGCAAGAAUACACUCAGUCAGGAGGUGUUAGGCCGUUUGGUGUAUCAUUAUUGAUAUGCGGCUGGGAUAGUGAGAGGCCAUACUUGUUUCAAUGUGAUCCUUCAGGAGCUUACUUUGCCUGGAAAGCUACUGCUAUGGGUAAAAAUUAUAUUAAUGGGAAGACAUUUUUAGAAAAAAGAUACAGUGAAGAUUUGGAACUAGAUGAUGCAGUUCAUACUGCAAUAUUAACUUUAAAAGAAAGCUUCGAAGGACAAAUGACUGCUGAUAAUAUCGAGGUGGGAAUAUGUGAUUCAACAGGUUUUAAAAGGUUGGACCCAUCUCAUGUAAAAGACUACUUAGCAAAUAUCCCAUAAUUUUAAUAAGGAAUAGGAUGUACUUUAAACGAAGAACAUAACUUUCAUUCUUUUUAAUAAAUAAUUUAAAAAUUAUAUUAGCCACUUAAGGUGGGUUCAUACUUUGAUUAUUAGCCCUAACCUUAACCUUAACAUUAACCAUAAGAAAUAAUUAACCUUGAGAACUUAAGGAAAGGCCGUUCAUACUUCUCUUACUUGUCUUAAGAAAAAAUCAAUAUUCUCGUAAGCGCUUGCUCUCAUAUAAAACAUAUGUUUUGAACUAACCUAAAUUUACAAUUAUUUUUAUUAUUUCUAAUACUAGAGAAACGAAUUUUUACAUUAAUACUUUCUAAACCAAAAAAUAUAUGAUUUAUUAACAUUUAUAAACCAUCAAAUUCAACAUUUCAGAUAUUAUUUCGAGAAUUCUUAAAACCCCUAGCUUUGAGCAUGCGCGAUUCAGUUUUGAAUUGGCAUUAGCCCUAAGAAUAUAAAAUAUCCCAACCUGUUAAGACUAAGGCUAAUGUUAGGACCGAUACAAUGAGAGCAUGAACGCUAGCGUUCGUUAACGUUGAUUCAUAUUCUUGGGGUUAGGACUAAUGUUAGUGUUAGGGCUAAGAUCGGAAGCAUGAACCCACCAUUAAUGGAACAUUGUCACUUUUUUAUUAAAUUCUUGAAUACAUGUGAUAAAGGUUUUUUUAACCAUGGAAAAAAUAAAAUCAACGUUUUAUGACCUUA
Sitophilus oryzae (rice weevil) is the source of this 1538-nucleotide messenger RNA. It is a transcript of the gene Prosalpha2, whose product is annotated as proteasome subunit alpha type-2. Bases 120 to 824 code for a protein of 234 amino acids. The record is from RefSeq and is a predicted model, not a curated record. Lineage: Eukaryota; Metazoa; Arthropoda; Insecta; Coleoptera; Curculionidae. Gene Ontology annotation, biological process: ubiquitin-dependent protein catabolic process. Gene Ontology annotation, cellular component: proteasome core complex, alpha-subunit complex; proteasome core complex. The transcript is spliced from 5 exons.